This is a messenger RNA of Scophthalmus maximus (turbot), 6104 nucleotides long. RefSeq names its product kelch-like family member 5 (gene klhl5). Gene Ontology annotation, molecular function: protein binding. NCBI's taxonomy places the organism in Eukaryota, Metazoa, Chordata, Actinopteri, Pleuronectiformes, Scophthalmidae. The record is from RefSeq and is a predicted model, not a curated record. Bases 1248 to 3614 code for a protein of 788 amino acids. The transcript has 13 exons.
GCUGCCUCUCCCGGGCAUCUGAAUGGGAUGGCUCCCACAGGACCUGCUCCCACUGAUCAUUAUUGUCUAUGAAUAGCUGCUGCAAUGCAGAUGGGAGGAAAGAGAGGGAGAAGGACAGGUAGAUGGGGAAAGGAGUAUAGCUAUGGAAGUAGAGCAGGGGUUUGUGAAGAAAAAAGGGGAAAAGAGUGAUAUGGUGAAGCAAAAGAGCCUGAGAAUUGGGUGGGCAUGUGUGUAUGUGUAAGUGGAGGCAGGGGCACCAAAAGAAAUUUAAUUUUCAAGGACACUCAGGUCCCUCACUGUGGUGAUGUAGCAGAUCUGCUCAUCUGCUUAUUGCAGCCAGUGUUUUGAACAAAGUGUGAUUGUUUGGAGGCAAAGAGAGAGAGAGAGAGCGAGAGAGCGAGAGAGAGAAGCACUGAGAGAAAGGUGUAGGGAGGAGGCAGCGCACAGCCAGGGUUGAAAUGAUGAUGAUAAAGAGGAUGGGUCCUUCGCCUCAUUAAAUUUCAGAGUCUUUGAGGAACAAGUAAUGAUCGCUGUACCCUCGCAAAAAACCCUCAGUGUUCACACACACAUUGACACACUGAAGUGUUUUUCUUCUUUAGGAAGACAUUGCACCUAACCUAACCAAAUCUUCUUCAUGCCUAUACCUCGACCCUAACCAAAAUACUUAAACCUUUGACCCUGAAGAUGGUUGGUUGUAGUUGGUCAUUCAUUUUCCUACUGGUCUACCAACUGACUUAAUCUAAUCAACCACGCGACAAACAACGCCUUCUGACACACACACACACACACACACACACAUAUGCAGACUCUGGUUUGUUAUCAAGUGGUUGUCUGGCCUGCUGAAUAAUGAUGAUGAUGAUGAUGAGGAUGAUGAUGAUUAUGAUAAUGAUGAUAACAAUAGCAAUCACUCCUCUCUGCUUUACAAAAUGCAUGUGGUCUGCUCUGCUAUAUUUGGCAGGACUGUGACAUUAAUUUGUCUUUGUGGAAAAAUGUUUGUGGUUUGGUUUGUGCCUGAAACGUCUUUGGCGCUGACGUUAAAACUCGGAGUAGACCUCCCUCUCUCCUGUCUAUUCUCCCUCUCUCUCCCCGUGUCCUUAUAUCCGCUAUGUUCCGCUCACUCGCUCCAGUCGCGGUUACCGGGCGCGCGGUUGCCAGGAGAGACGCGCGAGCGCCCCAUCGCGCAGCCCUAACGGCAGAGCGGCACGAGCUCCCCCCCGCCCCGCCAUUUCCUCGUGUCGAGCCCUGGAAUGUCGAGCGGCGGCUCGGGCUCUUCCUCGCGGAAGGAGUUCGACGUGAAGCAGAUCCUCAGGAUCCGAUGGAGGUGGUUCGGCCACCCCGCGGUCCCUCCGCCUCUCUCCCCGCCGCUAGGAGACUACUUCGCCGGAAGGAGAGCGGGCGGCAGCAGCGGCGGCUCCGCCGGAGAGGGACAGUCGGUUAGCGGCGGUGGCAGCUCGAAUUCGGCCAGCGUAACCCCCGGCGCGGGCGGCCACAGCGGUCUGGUGGCGAGCGGCAGCGCCGGGUCGAACCUGUGCAGCGGCAGCAGCAGAAAGUUUGCCGAUCCGGCGGGGAGUCGGGGCGGUGCGGGAGGGGCGACGGGGAGCUCCUGUCCCCGCUCCUUCAGCCAGCCGGAGUGCAGGAGCUCCGCGGCGGCGUUGUCGUGGGUCUCUCCGCCGCCCCAUCGUCGCUCUCGCCCGCUGAAGAGCAUGGACACUCCCGGCGAGGGUCCGGUGCCCCAGCUGGUGCCCGAACCCUCCGCUCAGGUCGGUGAGGAGGCGGCGGCGGCGGCGGCGGCUGGGGGGGCGGGGGCGGGGGGCACCGAGGAGAACAACAACCACCCGGAAACAGACUCCAGCUCCUGCAGGACAUCGAACAGCAGCGCCACACUGUCCUCAUGCCAGUCGAUGGAGCCAUGUGCGUGUCCAGAGGAGUCCAUGUUCACUGCCAUUUCCCACGCCGACGUCACCUGCCGCAAGAUGGAGGGCUACCUGAGGAGCCGACAGCUAUGUGAUGUCAUACUGGUUGCCGGAGAGAGGCGGAUACCUGCACACAGACUGGUCCUCUCAUCCGUAUCCGACUACUUUGCCGCCAUGUUCACCAGUGACGUGCGGGAGGCCAAGCAGGAUGAGGUGAAGAUGGAAGGAGUAGACCCUGACGCAUUGUGGGUCUUGGUGCAGUAUGCAUAUACAGGCCGCCUUGAGUUGCGGGAGGACACCAUCGAGUCUCUGCUGUCAGCCUCUUGCCUUCUGCAGUUGUCGCCUGUGAUUCAGGCCUGCUGCUCCUUCCUCAUGAAGCAGCUCCACCCCUCUAACUGUCUGGGCAUUUGCUCCUACGCUGACGCUCAGGGAUGCCACGACCUGCAGAGGGCUGCUAACGCCUACACCAUGGAUCACUUUUUGGAGGUGGUGGGAGGCCAGGAGUUCUUGCUGCUCCCGGUGGAGGAGAUGGAGAGGCUGCUCACCUCUGAUGAGAUCAACGUGUCCAAUGAAGAAACCGUGGUAACCUCUUUGCUAACGUGGGUCCGUCAUGAUACCGACACUCGGCAACCCCUCCUGCCUUUGCUGUUAGCUCACAUCCGACUGCCGCUGCUGCAGCCGCAGUUCUUGGCAGACCUGGAGUCCAACCCUCUGCUCCGGGACAGUGUGGAGUGCCAGCGGCUGCUGAUGGAGGGGAUGAAGUAUCACCUCUUGCCCCAGCACCAGCCCCUGCUUCAGAGCCCUCGCACACGUCCUCGCAAGGCCACCGUAGGGGCCAUGUUCGCGGUGGGUGGCAUGGACGCCACAAAAGGUGCUACCAGUAUCGAGCAGUAUUGUCUGCGUCGGGACACAUGGAGGCAGGUAGCCACCAUGAGUGGACGGAGACUACAGUUUGGUGUAGCUGUUCUCGACGGCCGUCUCUACGUGGUGGGGGGUCGGGAUGGACUCAAGACCCUCAACACUGUGGAGUGUUACAACCCGCACAGCAAAACCUGGAGUGUCAUGCCUCCCAUGUCCACACACAGGCACGGAUUAGGUGUAGCUGUCCUGGAGGGCCCCAUGUACGCAGUUGGAGGACAUGAUGGCUGGAGCUACCUCAGCACAGUGGAAAGGUGGGAUCCUCAAGCUCGACAGUGGAGCUUUGUUGCAAGUAUGGCUACACCCAGAAGCACGGUGGGAGUCGCUGUACUCAAUGGCAAGCUGUAUGCAGUAGGAGGUCGUGAUGGCUCAUCUUGUCUGCGUUCAGUGGAGUGUUUCGACCCUCACACCAACAGGUGGAGCGGUUGUGCUCCUAUGGCUAAACGGCGUGGAGGUGUGGGUGUGGCCACGUGGCAUGGCUUCUUGUAUGCCAUUGGAGGUCACGACGCUCCGGCCUCUUCCCUGGCGUCUCGGUUGAGUGACUGUGUGGAGAGGUAUGACCCUAAGACAGACGUGUGGACGGCAGUAGCCCCCAUGAGCAUCAGCAGAGAUGCUGUUGGUGUUUGCCUCCUUGGCGACCGUCUCUAUGCUGUGGGCGGUUAUGACGGUCAGGUGUACCUCAACACUGUUGAAGCUUACGACCCUCAGACAAAUGAGUGGACACAGGUUGCACCUCUGUGUCUCGGCAGGGCAGGAGCAUGCGUUGUUGCCGUCAGACUGUGAAACACAAACACAAAGAGUUGAUGUUCCCGCGACCUUCCUUUUUGCCACGGCUGACACGGUCGCCACUUAAACCAAGAGAUCCAUCCCCUGCAGAAGAAAAAAAAGAGGCUGAUUAUUUAACAAUUUCCACUUUUUAAUCUCCUCAAAGACUGUCAAUCAUUUAUUUUAGUGUUCAGAAUGUUAAAGGGCAGGUUCAAGUCAAGUCAUGUGUCGGGUUACAGUAAUUGAACAUCCUGAUCACUUCUUCCACAGAAGUGAACUGCCACCGAUACUCACAAUGAAGAGGUAUCUGCAGUGUUAAUCUGAGCAUGACAGAACAGCUGUCUCACAGCAUUUUUUCUUGCCUAUUAUUUUGUUCCUGUAGACAAGAUCACACACACACACACACACACAAACACACACACACACACACACACACACACACACACACACACACACACAAUCCUACAUGGUUGCUUUCAGCUUCUAUUUCUGCUGACAGAAAGGUGAGAGAGACAGAGAGAGAUUGUCAAGAUGGUUGAGAUGCCUCAUCAUUUUAUGCUCUAGGUUUUCCUAACAAUAUAUGAUGGUGUAUUGAUGCUAUUUUAAUAUAUUCCCUAUUAUUUUUAUGCUGCAGUUGGCAACUGCUCUCGUCCCGUUUCUUUCCUUCUCUCGCCUGCUGACAGAUAAAAUAAAGACUUUUGACAUAAUCAGCACAACCCUGUGAACAGCUGUACUGUAAGGAACUGUGGGCCUCUUUAUUUGAUUUUUUUGAAAUCAAAAGCAUAUCAUCAUGCUUUAUGUAAUAUUUAUGUGUUGCAUCAGCUUACAUCAGAAGUGUACAGUAUUCGCUCGUAUGCAAUUUAUCAUAGCUCUUUUUCAAGCUACACUGUCAAAUCUUUAUUUUAUUUUUUUAAAUCAUGUAAUUCUGCCAUUUUUCACAAUUGAGGUCCUCUUUACGGGGUUUGUGGUCCUGAGUAAUAGUAAUAAUAAUAGUCAUAAUGCUGUGGCCCUUUGUUGAUCCCCUUAUGGAAAUUUGUUUUCAAUUUCCUGUAGAGGACAGGGUCAACUAUUUACAGACUUGGUUUGAUACAGGGUCAGUUGAUCUUUUCUGUGUGCCGGCUACCUACUUUUUCCCCCACUAUAGGUGUGUGUGUGUGUGUGUGUGUGUGUGUGUGUGUGUGUGUGUGUGUGUGUGUGUGUGUGUGUGUGUGUGUGUGUGUGUGUGUGUGUGUGUGUGUGUGUGUGUGUGUGUGUGUGUGUGUGUGUGUGUGUGUGUGUGUGUGUGUGUGUGUGUGUGUGUGUGUGUGUGUGUGUGUGUGUGUGUGUGUGUGUGUGUGUGUGUGGAGAUUGAAAGGAGUGUAUUUUUAUCUCAAAUGAGAAUCUUCCCCCUUCUCCUCUCUAUAUCUUCAAUUCCCUGCUGCUUUCUCUUCAUCCCCAUUCUCCCAUUUCAUCACCACACGCGCACACACGUGCACAUACAAACACACAUCACUAGGUUUUGGAGCUGAAUUGGAUACCCAGGCAAAAUGAACAACAGAUGAUAUAACGAGGGCAUGAAUUUAAUAACAUUGAUUCAGCGGGUGCCAAUGUUUUCUUUGAUGUCAAGUUCAAAGCGUUAUUAAAUUUGACAGACAAAGCAUGAGGCACAAGCUGAAAAACAAAUCCCGUGAAACGCACCCAUGUGUUCAUUAUUGUGGGCUUGUUUAAAAGGAGACUUUUAUGACCGGACGUGAAGAAUAUGAAGACUAUGACUGUAAUAUCAUGCUGUACAUGUGGUUGUGUAUCUGUGCAUGUUUCGUCUGUCUGGUGAACAGAAAGCCAACUCCUGACACUGAGAGGCAAAGCAGGCAUCCUGUCUGAACUGACAGAUCUAGAGCUAAUGUAGCCCCCAGAAUGCACUUCACACACACACACACACACAUACACACACAGCUGAAAGCGUGCCCCAGGAGCCGGUGAAGAUUGAAAAGCCUCACAAAUUUGCCAGCCUGACAUCUAAAAAGCAGAGAUGGGCAGGCUAGCAAUUCCCCUCAGCAGAGCCGAUGUUUAUUCAAGCCUAAUGCACUGCUGCAUUAUUUUAGUUUCUUCCCCCUCAGAGCCGCCCGCUGUUUAUUUAGAGAGUAAUUCUCUUAUGAUCACAGCAGCAGUGUGUCACCUCCACUGUGCAGAUGUUAAAAGUAAUGACAGACAUUCCAGAUCAUGGUAUAUAUUGAAGUACAUUAUGUAUAUAAAUAAAUGUAAAAUCUGUAUGUAGUCUUAUUGAAGUAUGCUGUACAUUUUACAUUGCACAGUAAAUAAACCAUGUGUUGUCUUUUUUGUACCAUGAAUUCAGAUGAAGCGAUGAAAUAAAACAAGGGUUGGUGAGGAAUGGUACAGCUGCUCAUCCUCUCUCUUUGUACCAGAAAAUUUCACCUCCUCUUUUACAAUAUAAAUUAUGUAUGUACAAUAUAAGCUUCUGUAAUAUGCUGUUGUCAGUCUUUUAUACAUUAAAGUCAAUAUGUGAUUUAA